This is a messenger RNA of Anoplophora glabripennis (Asian longhorned beetle), 3610 nucleotides long. Its product is annotated as zinc finger protein 11-like. The coding region runs from base 62 to 3088 and encodes 1008 amino acids. Gene Ontology annotation, molecular function: DNA-binding transcription factor activity, RNA polymerase II-specific; RNA polymerase II transcription regulatory region sequence-specific DNA binding; zinc ion binding. Lineage: Eukaryota; Metazoa; Arthropoda; Insecta; Coleoptera; Cerambycidae. The transcript has 4 exons. Gene Ontology annotation, biological process: regulation of transcription by RNA polymerase II. The record is from RefSeq and is a predicted model, not a curated record. Gene Ontology annotation, cellular component: nucleus.
UUGAGGUUAAACAACCAACACAAGUUACGGUUAUAUAUUUUGCAUUUCAAAGGAAAUUAUAAUGACUGGUGUCUAUGAAAUUUCCUGUAGGCUUUGCCUUAAAACUGUUACCGUUCAAAAUUUUGAAGUAAUAGAAAACGUUAUUAGAUAUGUUCUCGAUGUUCUUUUGCUGAAGCUGAAAUUCCAUGAUGAGAGCAAAGAGGUUAUAUGUAAUGCUUGCAGAAGAAAAUUAUAUGCGGCAUUCGAAUUCAAGUCGACGUGUCUGAAUACCGAUAACACAAUUAUACCACAUGUGGAUUGCGAAAAUAUGUUACAGAUCGACAUAAGGGAAGUGUACAGGAAGGAAGAGAGAAGCGAGUCAAUUUCAGAUAGUCAGAAAAUAUGUCGAUUGUGUAUGAACUUGGUAAAAAGUGAGUUUAUGUGCAUACGUGAAGAGGAACUCGAAGCUAUUCAGAAAUUGACUCCUGAAAUGAAUAUAAAUAUCAUCAAAGAUCCCGUUGUAUGCAAGGAAUGUUUUGAUUCCCUGUGUACCCACAACAAUUUCCUUAGAGAAUGCUUAGAAGUAGAGGAAAAAAUUAGAGGCGUUUAUGAUAAUUCGGCCACAGAAAGUCGAAUAGAUACUUCACCAUCUGAUUUAUUCGUUAAGACUGAAAACUUGGACAAAGAAUUCGAUAUUAGCGAGAUGGAACUGUCGAUCAAAACUGAAUGCGUCGACAUAAAAUCUGAAGAUGAGGAAAGAAGUGACACUCCACUGCUGAGUUCCGAUAUUAUACCAUUCGAGGAGAGUGACUCUAAAGAUGCAGAAGAGGAAGGAUGUAAACAUGAGAAUGGAUCAGCCAAUGAAUGUAAUACGAAAACCAAGCAGGAACUCAAAGUAUUGUACAAAUAUGAAACUAAAUUAAAGGGUCAUAUCAAAAGGCAUCAACUGAAACAUAAAGAUCCUUCAUUGGUUCAAUUGUACGAGUGUAAUGACUGUGAUUUCAAAACUAAAUACACGGAAAAUAUCAAACAACACCAUCUGACUCAUAAAAUUCCUUCAGAGGUUCAAAUGUACAGGUGUAACGACUGUGAUUUCAAAGCUAAAUACAGGAGUCUUAUUAAAAAGCAUCAGCUGAAACAUAAAGAUCCUUCAGUGGUUCAAAUGUAUGAGUGUAAUGACUGUGAUUUCAAAACUAAAUACAGGAAGAAUGUCAAAAACCACCAGCUGACACAUAAAAAUGCUUCAGAGGUUCAAAUGUACAGAUGUAACAACUGUGAUUAUGAGAGUAAAUACAAAGCUGAUAUCAAAAAACACCAACUGAAACAUAAAGAUCCUUCGUUGGUUCACAUGUACAGGUGUAAAGACUGUGAUUAUGAAACUAAAUACAAGAGUCAUAUCAAAUCACACCAACUGAUGCAUAAAGAUCCUUCUCAAAUUCAAAUGUACAAGUGUAAUGACUGCAAUUACGAAACUAAAUACAGGAAUGUUUUUAAAAAGCACCAACAACUGAAACAUGAAGAUCCUUCGCAAGUUCAAAUGUACAGGUGUAACAACUGCGAUUUCGAAACAAAAUACAGGGAGAAUGUCAAAAAGCACCAACUGACACAUAAAAAUCGUUCAGAGAUUCAAAUGUACAGGUGUAAUGACUGCAAUUACGAAAGUAAAUACAAAAAGAAUAUCAAACAGCACCAGUGGACACAUAAAAAUUCUUCAGAGGUUCAAAUGUACAUUUGUAGCGACUGCAAUUACAAAACUAAAUACAAGAAUGGUAUCAAACUGCAUCAACUGACACAUAAAGAUCCUUUGCAGAUUCGAAUGUACAAGUGUAGUGACUGUGACUACAAAACUAAAUACAAGAAUGUUAUCAAACUGCAUCAACUGACACAUAAAGAUCCUUCGCAGAUUCAAAUGUACAAGUGUAGUGACUGCGAUUACAAAACUAAAUACAAGAAUGGUAUCAAACUGCAUCAACUGACACAUAAAGAUCCUUCGCAGAUUCAAAUGUACAAGUGUAGUGACUGUGAUUACAAAACUAAAUACAAGAAUGUUAUCAAACUGCAUCAACUGACACAUAAAGAUCCUUCGCAGAUUCAAAUGUACAAGUGUAGUGACUGCGAUUACAAAACUAAAUACAAGAAUGGUAUCAAACUGCAUCAACUGACACAUAAAGAUCCUUCGCAGAUUCGAAUGUACAAGUGUAGUGACUGUGACUACAAAACUAAAUACAAGAAUGUUAUCAAACUGCAUCAACUGACACAUAAAGAUCCUUCGCAGAUUCAAAUGUACAAGUGUAGUGACUGCGAUUACAAAACUAAAUACAAGAAUGGUAUCAAACUGCAUCAACUGACACAUAAAGAUCCUUCGCAAAUUCAAAUGUACAAGUGUAGUGACUGUGAUUACAAAACUAAAUACAAGAAUGUUAUCAAACUGCAUCAACUGACACAUAAAGAUCCUUCGCAGAUUCAAAUGUACAAGUGUAGUGACUGCGAUUACAAAACUAAAUACAAGAAUGGUAUCAAACUGCAUCAACUGACACAUAAAGAUCCUUCGCAAAUUCAAAUGUACAAGUGUAGUGACUGUGAUUACAAAACUAAAUACAAGAAUGUUAUCAAACUGCAUCAACUGACACAUAAAGAUCCUUCGCAGAUUAAAAUGUACAAGUGUAGUGACUGCGAUUACAAAACUAAAUACAAGAAUGGUAUCAAAGUGCAUCAACUGACACAUAAAGAUCCAUCACAGGUUCAAAUGUACACGUGUAACAACUGCGAUUAUGAAACUAAAUACAAGGGUCAUAUCAAAUCACACCAACUGACACAUAAAGAUCCUUUUCAAGUUCAAAUGUACAGGUGUAACAACUGCGAUUUCCAAACUAAAUACAGGGAGAAUAUCAAAAAGCAUCAAUUGAAACAUAAAGAUCCUUCAGAGGUUAAAAUAUACAAAUGUACCAACUGCAAUUAUGAAACUAAAUUAAAAGGUAAUAUCAAAAGGCACCAACUUAAACAUAAAGAUCCUUCGCAGGUUCAAAUGUACAGGUGUAACCACUGCGAUUUCGAAACUAAAUACAGGAACUAUAUAAAACAUCACGAAUUGACACAUAAAAAUCCUUAAGAGAUUCAAACGUAUAGGUGUAACGACUGCGAUUACGAAACUAUGUUUAAAAGUCAUAUCAAACAGCACCAACUGCAACAUAAAGAUUCUAGUGACUGCGAUUAGGAAACUAAAUACAAGAGCGGUAUUAAAUAUCAAGUUCUGAAGUAGUAAGGACCUUCUUAAAUGCACAACCAAACAUAAAGAGUGUUUGAGGAGACCUCAGUUGAUGCACAAUAAACGUUUGCAUGUGUGGAUUACCACCCUUCGUGCAAAAUAUAGUUUAAAAUGGACGCAUAUGAAGAUCUGAAGAUAGUGGCGUUUGCACCUGAUUGUUCAGUUUUAUGCUAAUGUAACAAUUUUGCAGACUAAGAGUUUUUCUAGGAAUAUGUGAAUUAUGAAAUAUCAAUUUUGAUGAAAGAUUGGGUUGAUGCUCUUUUCUAUUUUUAAAAUAUUCUUAAUUAAUAAUGAUUAAAAUUUCCAUAUAUGGCAGACCUAGGAUUAAGUUUUCGACCUUAUUUGUGCUGUAACCUUAAAUGAAUA